CAGCUUUUAGCAUUGUUAAACUAUAUUGAUGCUCUCAUAUGAUUUCAGUAGUGAUCUGUAAUUUGUUAUUUUACAGUAUUAUAUUAAUAUCUAUUUACAUUGGUAUGAUGUAAGCAAUUUCUACUUCUACUUUAUUUGUUAGCCACAUAUUUCUCAAUCAAAAAUAUUAUCAUUUAGCUGUCAAUUAGAGCCAAACACAUUUGUUUGUAAAUAUUUUUAAAAUUAAAUUGUGACAUGCACUGAGUAUAUGAAUAUUAUUUCUUAAUGUAUCAGCCACAUAGUUACUUUUUCCUUUUUAAUAUUUGUGUAUAAUGCAGUACAUGGCCAUAAGUGCAUGCAAUUACCGUUGUACUAUAUUGUACUUUGCAAUUAACAUUUAAAAUUUAAGUGUGUUAGUGUAUACUGAAAAUAAAAUGUAAACUUGUAAUUAGUAAAGAAAGAUUAAUCCAUUAAUAAACUCUCUAUAAUGUCAUAUUUUUAAUUUAUAGAGUAGCAAUACCAAAACAAAUGACAAAAAACAGAAUGAAGUUUUUUCUGUUAAGAGUUCUCAGACAAAGUCUAUGGUUCAAGUUAAGCAGAACAAGCUCCAGAUAUCUAACAGAGAAUUCACUGCAACUCGUGCAUCAAAGAAUUGUGACAAGGAAUCUCAAACUGUUACUCUAUCUCAGAAAAGUAAGCAGAAUAUUACAACAGCAGUUUUGCCCAGGAAAAGAACAGUAAAUAAACAGAUGCCGAAUAUUAACAAGAAUAUUUCUCAGUCUGCAAAAAUUAGUAAAUCUGAAAUAAUUGUUAUCCCAGAAAUUCCCAAGAGACUAAAACGAGCUGUAGAAUUAAAUUUACAAGCAAGAUCGAAAGCUCAAAGUUUUUGGAAGAAAAACAAUGAUUAUGCUGGAAGAUUUGAGACUAAACUUUUAGAAAAUAUGGAAAUUUGGGAAGAUGGAAAUGAAUUAAAGGAAAAUUUUGAUUUAGGUCAGUUGUAUGAAAGUGAAAACUCUAAAGAAUUCAGUUUUAUGCCAAUGUGGCUCUGGCAUUGGGACAAUUCAUUUCCAGACAUCCCAGAGAUAAUUGAUUAUGGUGCCAUUGAAGAAGUGAGGCAAUUUUACAGUUUGUUGUCAGAGGUUCAAUGGCUGUGUUUUCUUCUUAAUUUAUAUAAAUCAAUUGAUGAAGUUUUUCUCAUUUGUGUCAAAUGGAUCUCAAAGACAGUAAUUAUUUGA
This is a messenger RNA of Centruroides sculpturatus (bark scorpion), 1214 nucleotides long. RefSeq lists its product as uncharacterized. The record is from RefSeq and is a predicted model, not a curated record. The coding region runs from base 561 to 1214 and encodes 217 amino acids. The transcript is spliced from 3 exons. NCBI's taxonomy places the organism in Eukaryota, Metazoa, Arthropoda, Arachnida, Scorpiones, Buthidae.